Daucus carota subsp. sativus is the source of this 2034-nucleotide messenger RNA. Its product is annotated as protein NRT1/ PTR FAMILY 4.5. Gene Ontology annotation, biological process: transmembrane transport. The record is from RefSeq and is a predicted model, not a curated record. The coding region runs from base 143 to 1948 and encodes 601 amino acids. Gene Ontology annotation, cellular component: membrane. Lineage: Eukaryota; Viridiplantae; Streptophyta; Magnoliopsida; Apiales; Apiaceae. Gene Ontology annotation, molecular function: transmembrane transporter activity. The transcript is spliced from 6 exons.
AUACGAAGGAAAUGGUCAAUUUCAUUAACAAUUCACGCUUCUUAAAUUAGUAUUUGACAUCGACAUGGCCUUCCUAUAUAUGAGUAUGUUGAUACAGCAUAACAGAGUUCACAGCAGAACCUAGCAAGAAGAUUUCAUAGUUAUGGAUAAAGAUGAGCAGCUUGUGGAAGGGAAGGUGGACUGGAAAGGAAGAGCGGUUAAGAGGAAUACGCAUGGAGGAGCAAAAUCUGGUUUUUUUGUACUAGCCACAUUUGCUUUUGAGCAGAUGGCAACAUUGUCAUUGGCUGUGAACUUAGUGACAUACUUCAACACAGUGAUGCAUUACAAUCUAUCAGAUGCAGCUACCCACCUUACCAAUUUCAUGGGGACUAGCUACAUCCUCUCCAUUGUUGUGGCUUACCUAACAGAUGGCUACUUGGGAAGAUUCAAAGCUGUGCUUCUAUCCUUAUUUAUAGAGUUCUUGGGACUUGGAUUACUAACCAUUCAAGCUCACUACCCCAAACUCCAGCCACCUAAAUGUAACAUCUUUGAUCCAACUGCAAAGUGUGAGAGGGCCAGUGGAGAAGAUACUGCAUUACUAUUUCUGGCUCUAUACUUGUUAGCUCUGGGUGCUGCUGGAGUGAAGGCAUCACUACCAACACACGGUGCUGAUCAGUUCGAUGACAAAGAUCCUAAAGAGACAAAACAGAUGUCAAGAUACUUCAACUGUCUGUUACUAAUGGUGUGUGUCGGAAGUUCAGUUAGCAUAACCUUAAUUGUUUGGGUUGAGGAUAACAAAGGAUGGGACUUGGGAUUUUUCAUUUCCACCAUUACACUUUUUUUGGGGAUCAUAGUGUUUUCUGGUGGAUUGCCUCACUACAGAAUACAUGUUACUGAAGGAAAUAGUCCAAUGGCUGAACUUAUUCAGGUUUAUGUUGCAGCUUUCCGGAACAGAAAGCUUGAACUUCCUGAUGAUGCUGCGGAACUGUAUGAGAUCAACAUGGACAAGGAAGCAGCACUAGAACUAGAAUUUCUCCCACACAGAGAAGUUUUCAGGUGCUUAGAUAAGGCAGCAAUCCAAACAUCAACAGAAAUAGACAAUCCAGAGCAACUUCAAAGUCCAUGGAAACUUUGCAGGGUGACACAAGUUGAGAACGCGAAGAUCAUACUAGGCAUGGUCCCGAUUUUUCUCUGUACCAUUACAAUGACCCUCUGUUUGGCUCAACUUCAAACAUUCUCCAUUCAACAAGGUGUUACAAUGGACACGAGCUUGUCAAAAUCUUUCAACAUUCCCCCGGCUUCUCUCCCUAUCAUUCCUUUAGUCGCCCUCAUGAUCCUUGUCCCAACUUAUGAUUUGCUUUUCGUUCCAUUUGCACGUAAAUACACUGGACUUCCCACAGGAAUAACUCAUCUCCAAAGAGUAGGUGUUGGUCUACUCCUGUCCAGCUUAUCCAUGGCAGCAGCCGCGAUUUUUGAAGUGAAACGCAAAGAGGUUGCAAUAGAAAACAACAUGCUUGAUGCAAUCCCUGUACUCCAGCCAUUACCUAUCAGUGUCUUCUGGUUAUCAAUCCAGUACUUCAUAUUUGGCAUUGCUGACAUGUUUACAUACGUCGGACUUCUUGAAUUCUUCUACUCACAGGCCCCGAAAGGGCUCAAAGCAAUCUCUACUUGCUUUCUCUGGAGUUCCAUGGCACUCGGGUACUAUCUGAGUUCAAUUCUUGUGCAGAUUGUGAACGGUAGCACGAAGAAAUUUACAGCAAGUAGAGGAUGGUUAGCUGGGAACAACAUCAACAGGAACCAUUUGAAUCUCUUCUACUGGUUGCUUGCUUUGUUAAGUUUGAUCAAUUUUUUCGUAUAUCUAAUCAUUGCUAAAAGGUAUAAGUAUAGGCCACAGAGCUCCACUGAUCAGAUUGAUAUUAAGGUACAUGAGAUCAAUGAUUCAGGGGACAUGGAAAAUUAUAGCAAGUAACUCUGUGACUCAGAAGAUUGAUCAGUGUAUUUUCUUUUCUCCCAGUUUGUAACUUGUCACUCAUUUAUUUGAAAUUUUGCAAGUUA